GGCACCCUGGGGUGGGGUGGGGGUGGGGUGCUUGUUCCCUCCUAACUGGCUUUCUCUUUCAUUUCCUUCUGACCUGAGGGAGCCUCUUGCCCUGGGACCAAGGGCCCACUUAAACCUGUUGUGACUCUUGUGAAGACUCAUAAAACUGGAGGCAGCAGGGUCUGAAACCAUUUCAGGGAGGCCUGAGGAUGGAGGCAAUGGCAGCUGGCACCUCUCUGCCUGACCUUAGCGACUUUGACCGGAAUGUGCCCCGCAUCUGUGGGGUAUGCGGAGACCGAGCCACAGGCUUUCACUUCAACGCCAUGACCUGUGAAGGCUGCAAAGGCUUCUUCAGGCGAAGCAUGAAGCGGAAGGCGCUGUUUACCUGUCCCUUCAGUGGGGACUGCCGCAUCACGAAGGACAACCGCCGCCACUGCCAGGCCUGCCGGCUCAAGCGCUGUGUGGACAUCGGCAUGAUGAAGGAGUUCAUCCUGACAGAUGAGGAGGUCCAGCGCAAGCGGGAGAUGAUCCUGAAGCGGAAGGAGGAGGAGGCCCUGAAGGACAGUCUGCGGCCCAAGCUGUCCGAGGAGCAGCAGCACAUCAUUGCUGUCCUGUUGGACGCCCACCACAAGACCUACGACCCCACCUAUGCCGACUUCAGUCAGUUCCGGCCUCCAGUUCGUGGGGAUGAGGCUGCAGGGGGCCAUUCCUCAAGGCCCUCCUCCAGACACAUGCCCAGCUUCUCUGGGGACUCGUCCUCCUCCUGCUCAGAUCACUACAACGCCUCUCUAGACAUGAUAGAGCCAUGCAGUUUCUCCAACCUGGAUCUGAGUGAAGAAGAGUCGGAUGACCCUUCUGUGACCCUGGGCCUGUCCCAGCUCUCCAUGCUGCCCCACCUGGCUGACCUGGUCAGUUACAGCAUCCAAAAGGUCAUUGGCUUUGCCAAAAUGAUUCCAGGCUUCAGAGACCUCACCUCUGAGGACCAGAUUGUGCUCCUGAAGUCAAGUGCCAUUGAAGUCAUCAUGUUGCGCUCCAACCAGUCCUUCACCAUGGAUGACAUGUCCUGGACCUGUGGUAACCAGGACUAUAAAUACUGCAUCAAUGACGUGGCCAAAGCUGGACACACCCUGGAGCUGAUUGAGCCUCUCAUCAAGUUCCAGGUGGGGCUGAAGAAGCUGGACUUGCAUGAGGAGGAGCACGUCCUUCUCAUGGCCAUCUGCAUUGUCUCCCCAGACCGCCCUGGGGUACAGGACGCCAACCUGGUGGAAGCCAUCCAGGACCGCCUGUCCAACACGCUGCAGACCUACAUCCGCUGCCGUCACCCGCCCCCGGGCAGCCACCUGCUCUACGCCAAGAUGAUCCAGAAGCUGGCUGACCUGCGGAGCCUCAAUGAGGAGCACUCCAAGCAGUACCGCUGCCUGUCCUUCCAGCCUGAGUGCAGCCUGAAGCUCACCCCCUUGGUGCUCGAGGUGUUUGGCAAUGAGAUUUCCUGACUGGGGCCCCGGCGAUGGUGCCUGUGCGGGGUUGGCCGCCAGAGCUCAGCCCGUCCUCCUCCACCCACCUCUCUACCCAGCCACCCUCUCUCCUGCCCAACCUAACACCAGGUCGCCCUUUCCUGCAGGCCACAGGCUGCCGCCCAGUCCCUUGAGACUUCAGUCAUGAGGAGUUGUUGUCUAUUGACAAAGAAACUGGUGUGGAGGCAGGGGGCAAAGGGCAGAGGCCAAAGGCUGGACCUCCAGAAGUGGCUGCUGGCUGGUGCGCAGGGAACAGGCAGGCAGGAGAAACACACUCACUCCUCAGGGACAGAUAUACCUGUACCUCGGCCUACUGCAGACCCAGCCGUGCAGGCCUGGUGGGGAUCUCCAUUCUCCUGCCCAACCCGUGAGAAAUAACUGGCCACCCUCCCACCCCCACCUCAUCUUGCCCCCAGCCUGUGCCGUUCUGUCCCCGGGCAGCGGUCACCAUGGGGCCCCUUCCCCCUGCCCCCACCCCCUGCCUGGCUAGGGCUCUGAGGCCACAGGUCCCUCCUCCCCAGGCCCCACUUGCCAAGAGACGCUGACCUUCUUUCCAUCACUCUGGUAACAUUCUCCCUGGAUGCAGCUGUGGUGAGGGGCUUUCUCCCCAGGGUGGGGGCUGCUGGCCCAGAGCCCACCUGCUGAGAGGCCAAGGAAGGAAGGAAGCAGGGGCCAGUCCGUGGGGGCCGGGCAAACCCAGCCUCACGGAAGAGCGGCAGAGGGCGGCUGGAGCAGCCCCGCCGCCAAGCCCACAGCCCCUCAGCCUGAGCUCGGGCUGGCUGAGGGGAGAGCUUUCCCUCCAGCCACCACACGGCAGAACUGAGUCGCCUCCGGGUCAUAGGGGAAAGUCCUGAUUCCUGGCUCCUGCCCUGCCUUACCUCCCAUCCAGGAGGGAGAACCCGGGGCAGACUCCAGAGUCCUCGGGCGGCGGCCUCGCCCUAGGAUGGCCGCGGGUGAUCUGGAGGCGGGCCUGUGUCUCCCGCCCGGCACCCCACGUCUGCAGAAGCACUGCCCAUUCUGCCCCGCCAGGACCACAUCACUGCCUGGCAGGGAGGCUUGGAGGAGAGGGCUUUCAGGCCGGAGCAGCCUGCCUCCGUGUAGUUCCUGAGGGUCACUCCCCUGAGAUGCAGGAGCUCGAGCACCAACACGGCAGCGUGGGGGUGGAGGGAGAGCAGGCUGGCCUGCAGCCGCUGGUCAGAGCAAGUGCCCGGGCAGGAGUCGUGUGGGGCUGCUUCCUCCUUCGUUCUCACUCCACCCCCCCGGAGUCAGAAGGGGCCUUUCGCUCUGUAGCCAGUCCAGCUGAGAAGGUGAGGACUCCUGUUCCCUUUGCCUUGGUGAGAGAGUCACGGGCAUGUGGGGCCAGCACAGGGGGCUCUCCCAGGAGUCAUAGAGGGGCCACCUGGUCACUGCUUGAGUUUGGGGACUGCAGCCAUGUCUGACAUCUCAACAGGGAGGACUUGGUGUCAGCUGCCUCUGCCUGCUUCUGUUCCCUGAGAACCCCGGGAGCAGCCUGACUUAGCACCGAGAGAACCACCAGGCAGCCCCUGCCCGGUGCUCCUCCAGGCGGGAAGGCCUCUGACAGCCAGCUCCUUGCUGCAGAAUGCCGACUACGGCUCACCUUGCUUUUUUGAUGUGUUCUCAGAAUCAGACUCCAUUCUGUACUAUGUUCUGAUAUAGCGGAUAGCAGGAACCACCGAUGAAGGGAUACUUAUGGGGGCAACUUCCUAUGUAUUAUUGUUGCUAUUUUACAAAGAGGCCCUUGUUUCAUUUUACCUGCAGAACACAUUGGUCCAGCUUGCUAGUCAGUGAGAAAGGCUUGAAAAAACACAAAACUACAUCAACCCCCUUAUUAAAGAAAACUGAUGCUCAGAGGAGGACAUGACUCAAGCAAGCUAGUGUUAACUAGUUAGAAGCAGUGCCAGGACGGGCCAGUCUUGCUCUUGUCACUACACCACGUUGGCACUCAGACCCCUCUGACACUCUCCUUGUCCCCUGGGAGAAUCUCUGCUUUUUAGAGCAUAUCUAGGUCCCAGACCCCUGCUUGCCUUUGCUGAGCUGUCACCCCAUGGACCCAUCGGGAGGAGGAGGGGGCACCUCAGCCUGGCUCAUGAUGUGUGUCUCAGCCCACCCCCACUGUGGCCCUGGCUGGGUGGGGUCCCCGCCUCAGCCCUGUGGUACGCUGUUGCCUUAUCACUAAAGUGCAUCUGUCUGUGGCACAUCUCCACCUUCCCGCCACCGCCUUUCCCUGCCUUCUCCAGGGAGCCCAAAUGGACACCCCAGGAGCAGCAGUUUCUCAACCCCGGGCCACAGCAACCCAGCCCACUCCCUAAGGGCAGUUGUAGGAGCCAGGAGGAAAAGUGGGCAUUCAGGGGCUGAAGUAGGGGAAGGUAUUAUCACCUGUUCUCUCCUCAUGGGAGAAUGCAAAGGUAGAUGUUUAGAAGUCUACAACUUUUAAAGUAUAUUGUUGGAAACCCACAAAAGUGUGCACCCAAAUGCCAAAGAAACAAGAUUCUAGGAGAUAGGAAAAUCUUUACAUGGGCCAACUGGAAGCAAGUCAGAGAAUCUAAGUGAGGCCAGCAGAGAAGACUGGGAUGUAAGUCGUGAACUGGUGAAAGCUGGGAAUAAAGCAGCAAAGGAAGGCUGUAAAGAGUGCCCCCUGAAUGGUUUCCAAAGAGAAAAAACUGCCAAAAAUUUGUCAAGUAAAAAAAUUGAAGAAAGCUUUGUUUAUGAUAAUAUAAAUGGCUUAUACUCACAUAGCACUAAUGUUGUGGAAGUACUACUGUAAAUAAAUGCAAACCAACUUGCUUCAUCCUUUA
Manis pentadactyla (Chinese pangolin) is the source of this 4309-nucleotide messenger RNA. It is a transcript of the gene VDR, whose product is annotated as vitamin D receptor. Gene Ontology annotation, cellular component: nucleus. Gene Ontology annotation, molecular function: vitamin D response element binding; zinc ion binding; nuclear receptor activity. NCBI's taxonomy places the organism in Eukaryota, Metazoa, Chordata, Mammalia, Pholidota, Manidae. Bases 189 to 1472 code for a protein of 427 amino acids. The transcript is spliced from 9 exons. Gene Ontology annotation, biological process: negative regulation of transcription by RNA polymerase II; positive regulation of transcription by RNA polymerase II; cell differentiation. The record is from RefSeq and is a predicted model, not a curated record.